Molecule: messenger RNA, 574 nt
Organism: Oreochromis aureus
Lineage: Eukaryota; Metazoa; Chordata; Actinopteri; Cichliformes; Cichlidae
Product: 12S rRNA N4-methylcytidine methyltransferase-like
Exons: 3
Coding region: 76-438 (120 amino acids)
Biological process (GO): rRNA base methylation
Molecular function (GO): rRNA (cytosine-N4-)-methyltransferase activity
Source: RefSeq, a predicted model, not a curated record
UUAGCCAAGGAACACUUUGGUCGUGUGAAACCAAUACUUGGCCGGUUCAGUGAGCUUGAAGACCUGCUGUCAAACAUGGACGUUAAGCCAGGCAGCAUUGAUGCUGUCCUGUUGGAUGCUGGCUGUUCCUCCAUGCAGAUGGAUGAGGCAGAAAGAGGCUUUUCCCUGAUCAAGGAUGGACCAUUGGAUAUGAGAAUGGAUGGAGACACAGAAGAUAGACUGGUCAAACGUUUCCUGCGGGGAGAUGACUUAUCUAAUCUGGAUCACUUCAGCCAGAGAAAGCAAGGCACCAAGAAGGAAAAUCUAUCGCAUGAAAAAAGAGACGGAAGUGUCUGUUGGCUUCCUCUGCGAAGAAAAGUGAUCACCCCAGAAAAAGACGGCAUUAAGGAGAAUCCUCGAGGACGCUCCUCCAAACUCAGGGCAGCACUCAGACGAUAACUAUUGGACAUUAAAUAUAAGACAAUAGAAGUUGUAAAAAAAAGUUGGAGCUUUUGACAUUGAACAUAAUUAAACUUCUACAAAGACUCAGGGUUAAAUCUCAGUAGAUUUGGUCUUGCUUUGUUACAGAGGAGCU